AUGACAGAAUCCCCAACGAUGUUAAUGGGCGACUUUAGCAAGCUAUACGACCGCGAAGACGAGCAACAACAAUUGUUGGAUCGUUUCACGGCGAUUGUAUCGGGAGAAGCCCUUCAAAACGAGCUCGUGUUGAUUACGGGAAACAGUGGCAAUGGCAAGACUGUUCUGGCGCGGAGUCUCCGCAGCCCCGUCCAAGCCCGCAACGGCUACUUUUUGUGGGGCAAAUUCGAUCAAUUGUCGUCCCUGCAACGACAGCAAGAGCAAGACGAAAUGAGUAAACCGCCACCCAUGGAAAGCUUUGGAGCGUUUGUACAGGCAUUUACCGAGUAUGCGCGAUGUGUCAUGGAGAAGGUACCUCACGAACAACGACAGGAAAUGGCACAGGCUGUGACAGCCGCCGUGGGAGACGAAGGACAACAACUCUUGACCCACAUGAUCCCGGCAUUGCAAGACGUGCUGGCGUCCAACCACAACAAUCAUCAUCAUCAUCAUCAUCAUCGCGACAAUGACAACACUAGCAGUAUGCCGCCAGGAUUGGAAGUUCAGAAACGAUUCCAAUUUGUCUUUUCCGCCUUUUUGGGUGUCAUUUGUUCCACCGAUCAUCCCGUGGUGUUAUUUCUCGACGACCUGCAAUGGGCCAACAAGGAAUGCGUCGAUUUGUUGGCAUCGAUACUCACCCAUCCCGACGUGGAAGGACUCGUGGUACUGGGCGCGUGUCGAGGAAAUGAAGUUGGCGUGCAAGAUGAUUUGUCCAUUAUGUUACGGAGAUUGGAAGACAGUUACGAACUCGACAUUACCGAAAUCCGAGUGGGACCCUUGACAUUGGAUGCCAUGCAAACGCUCCUUUUGGAUAUUUUUCAACUUGCCUCAAUAUCAGAGUGUGAAGCACUGGCCAAAGUGGUACACGAUCACACCCAAGGCAAUCCGUUCUUUACCAUUCAAUUUCUACGGUCUCUCUCGGAAAAUGGAUUGCUCCACCGCACCGUCGAGGGUGUCGUCACGGUCGACUAUGCCGCGCUCAAUUCCUUUUUUGCAUCCACCGGAAAAGAUAUUGUCGGACUCCUCUGUUCCAAAAUACAAAAACUUCCGACGCCACUACGGGAAGUCUUGUUUGUUGCGGCGUGCUUUGGAGCCACCUUUGACAAGGCCAUUAUGGAUCGGAUUAUUAUUACUGACACUGGACAAGAAGGACAACAACCAAAUGAUUGUUCGCCGUACGUCGAAUCCUUGCAACAAAAGUGUUUUCUCGUACCGGCAACGGAUGGACGCCACUACGCCUUUGUGCACGACAGAGUACAACAAGCUGUCUACUCCAUGAUUGACGACAAACCCGCCUUUCACUUGUUCCUCUGUCGACGGCUCUGGAACUCGUACGAAACAUCGCAAGAACUACUCGACAAUUCACCUCUGAUUGUCCAUCAAUUGCAAUUGGGAGGCAUGCAUCUCAUUACCGACCAGGAAGAACGAGUCAGUGCGGCACGACUCUGUUUGCACGCGGGCAAAUUGGUCCUGCGGGCAUCGUCGUUUCGAACCGCCGCGUCUUACUUUGAAUCGGGAAUUGAAUUGUUGGGAGGACGGCUCUGGAGUGACUGUUAUUCCUUGGCAUUGCCACUCUACACGCAUGCGGCUGAAGUGGAGUAUGCCAUUGGCAACCCGCAAGCCAGCAAAGAGUUGGUGGAUCAAAUCCUAGCGAAUGCCACCUGUAUGCAAGACAAGAUUCAGGCAUACUCGACGCGCAUCUAUUCGUUGGGAUCCAUGCAUCGCUUACAAGAUGCCAUUGAUGUCUCUUUGGGGGUGCUGGAGGAGCUCCAUGAACCACUGCCGAGAAAUGGUGGGUUGAUGCAUGUGGUUGGAGAGUUUGUGCGGACUAGCAUGAUGCUCCAAGGAAUGACCAAUGACAAGAUUUUGGAUCUGGAACUCAUGGAUAAUUGGGAAAAGUCCGCUGCCAUGAGCAUCUUGAACGUCGUGUUCAUCUACUUUUUCAUUUCCAAACCACUCUUGGCGCCGCUAUUGGCCAUGCGAAUGGUACAAAUCACAUUACGGCACGGUCUGUCAGCCAUGAGUGGAUUUGGAUUCACGUCGUAUGGACUGAUUCUCUGUUCGCUGGGAAAGAUUGACGAAGGAUGUCGUUUUGCAGACCUUGGAAUCGAAUUGAACCAGUUGAUUGGGGGGCAAGCAUGGGCCGCUCGAGUCUUGCUCAUGUCGCAUCUCUUUAGCUAUCCUUCCAAGUAUCCAGUGCGACUGUCCAUUGAUCCAUUACUCAGCUCGUUUCGCUAUGGCAUGACGACGGGUGAUACAGAGUUUGCCAUGUACGGUGCCCAAUUCUCAUGCCAUUGCGCCAUGUACUCAUCUCAACCUCUGGGCCGGGUAUUCCGCGACAUGAAAGUCUACAGGGAGACAUUUGUGGCAUAUAAGCAGCAUCUAGUCCUUGCCUAUCACGAGGUGCUGAUGCAACUAGUGGCAAAUCUAUUGGGAGAAGAAUCGAGGAAUCCUUCCAUUCUGGACGGGGAAUUCAUCAACUUUGAAAAAACGCUUCGUUUCGCCAAAGCCGAAGGUCAUCAGUCACUGCAGUAUGAACUUUACGGGCUGAAUCUGGUGGCGGCGUUUCUCUAUCAGGACUGGGAGAGGUGCAGGCUCAUGAGCAAGGGAUUGAGAAAACUGGACGAAAAAGUGGUCAUGGUGAUGGCCGUGCGGUUGGGAACAUUCGUCGAUGCCAUGGCAAACCUGUCACGGGCGGAGCGUUGCAAAGGUUUUCGGCAGCGACAAAAGUUGCUCAAUAGAGCGCGAUGGACUCUGAUGCGGUUCCAAAGGCAGGCCGUGGUUUCGCCUGAAAACUGCCUCAAGAAUGCAGUUAUCUUGGAGGCCGAAUUCGACGUUGUAAAUGGAAAGCUUGAUUCUGGUCUGCGGAAGUACCAGCGUGCUAUGGAGUUGGCGGAGAAAGAGGGUGCCCUAAUGGAGCAGAGCAUCGCGGCUGAACGUGCCGCCAUGGCGUUACGAAAACGUGGACGGGACAAGGAAGCCCAACCAUUCAUAGAAAGUGCUCUCUCGUCUUACACCAAGUGGGGUGCCAAGAUCAAGGCGAAUGAGAUGAACACCCUGCUUGGUACUGUACAAGACAAGACGAGCACGGCGACAGGCACGGAGACUGCAACUAGUAUACAGGCAAAUCCUUGCUACGUUGACUCCACCGUGAAGCAACGUUUCUAG
Seminavis robusta is the source of this 3207-nucleotide messenger RNA. The record is from the annotation of a GenBank genome assembly. Lineage: Eukaryota; Bacillariophyta; Bacillariophyceae; Naviculales; Naviculaceae.